This is a messenger RNA of Suillus paluster, 2814 nucleotides long. Its product is annotated as oligomeric golgi complex component, COG2-domain-containing protein. NCBI's taxonomy places the organism in Eukaryota, Fungi, Basidiomycota, Agaricomycetes, Boletales, Suillaceae. The transcript is spliced from 12 exons. The record is from RefSeq and is a predicted model, not a curated record. Gene Ontology annotation, biological process: intra-Golgi vesicle-mediated transport; protein transport; Golgi organization. Gene Ontology annotation, cellular component: membrane; COG complex. Bases 79 to 2784 code for a protein of 901 amino acids.
CCCUUUGGGAGCGAAAGUAACCGUAUGCCAACCGCUGCAGUGGGAUCGCGUUGUAGUACGCGCUGAUCGACACCAUCCAUGUCUUCGCGCGUCUUCCAAGCAGCUGGACAAUCUCCCGACCCUUAUGAGUUGGAAAGGUUAGCAGAAGAGCUCGUCGCGCGUGAGCAAGCGGGGUCGAGUCGUGCUCCCCGAACCACUACCUCAAUGGAGCUGCCAAUUCAUAUCCCACUAUCGCACGACAAUCCUCACCUAACUGCAGAAGUGUUUAAUGUCGAAGAGUUUUUACUCUCGCGAUCUCACACGUCUCUACAAGACUUGCGCUCAGAACUUAGAGACUACCUUACCUCGUUGAAGGAGGAGCUGGUGUUACUUAUUAAUGACGACUACGAGGCAUUCAUCAGUCUGAGUACGGACCUGAGAGGCGAAGGUUCGAGAUUGGAGAAGCUGAAACUCCCACUUGAUGAUUUGCGGAAACGUAUCUCGGAGUCACGAGCUGGCCUCCAGGCUACGCAAGACACCAUUCAAGAGACACUUGAUGCCCGCACCAAGUUACGCGAAGAGAAGGCACUUCUACAUCUCUUGCUCAAGAUAUCAGAGUCGGUAACCAGACUUGAAAGUCUUCUUCUGAUUUCUCAGGCUCAUCAAGUUACUCCGUCAUCCCUUGAAAGUCAAAAUAGCAAUUAUAUAUCUCACCCUCCAGCCCCUGCCGGACGACCUAUCGAUGUCAAGAGCCAAGGCAACCGCGCAAAGCACCUUUCAAGAGUCACUGCUGAGUACACUCAACUUCUGUAUCACAUCGAGAAGGCAAGAGAAGAAAAUUGCGCUUUUGUGGAUGAAAUACGAUGGCGCAUUGACCGCAUACAAUCAACUCUCACGUCUGACCUUGACCAUCUUUUCUCUGCGAUCCUGGGCUCCCUGACGGACAUCAAGGCAGGAAAAGUUUCAGACCUCGAACGAGCCAAACUAUAUGUUGAUUUGACUGAGUGCCUAAGGAUUUACGACUCACUGCGCCUUUGGAGAGUUGCUGAAGAGAUCAUGCGGAGAGACGUAAUGCAAAGCUUCAUCAAGAAAACUAUCUUUCCUGAUGCACUGGCUACCCCACUCUCACCAAUGUUACCACACACCCCUCUUCCCGCACUCUCUACCCGAACGGAGUCUUCUGGAAGCGGGUUGUUGCCCCGUACACCAUAUACGCCAUUCACUGCAUUUGCCACCAAACAAAAUCCCUUUGAGGCUUCGCAUGUAUCUGGACCGGUACACUUACUGGACGAAUCUAACGAUGCGCUUGCAAAAUUGUACAAUCAGAUCCUUCGCUUCAUUGAGCGAGAUUUUGGGCGCAUCAUGGAGGUUGCGGAACGAGUUUCCCUUAAGGCGGAUUCGACCAAAUCGCAUUCAAGUAUAUCACUGGGGGACUAUCAUCUGGGAGACACACAACAGGCGUCUGCGGAUGGCUUCGAGAUUAUGACCAAUGUAGUGUGGGCAGAAAUCGGUAGGGCAAUAAUGGAUGAACUUGGUACUGUUGUAUUUGCGCCGGGAAACCCAAACGAAUUUCGCAAGCAUCAUUCUACAACCCAGGCUUUCAUUCGAUCUCUCGAGUUCUUGGCUCCUUCCACGCAUUCUGUGCAAAACAUGCGUUCCCACCCAGUUUUCACUACUUUUCAACGACGUUGGCAGCUCUCUGUAUAUUUCCAACUGCGGUGGAAAGAAGUUGUCAUGAAGCUCGAAGAAACUUUGUCCUCAAGAAUUCUGGAUCCUGAAGCACCAAACUUUACUCCCGGGCGUGAUGUAUUUGUAACGGCACAGGCCGCUGACGUUUUCAUUGCAAUUGCUUCGUGCUGGAGUGCCGAAGGCUACAUUCCCGACCUUGCGCAUCGCUUUUGGAAAUUUACUCUUCAGCUCCUAAGCAGGUAUCGGGAAUGGCUGGAAAGCUCAUUGCCGCCUGCGGGAGGGUCUCCAGUGAAACUUGCCGCUAACAUUACGAAUGAAAAGAUUUCAGCAAUUGUCAACCAUCCGAGAUCUUCAACACCCGGGCCUACUCCAGAAGCGACCACUAUUGAAAACACGGCUGCAGAUGAGAUCUUACUAAGACAGUUUGCAACUGCUCUCGUUGAUAUUCGGGCGAUGAUAAACCAAGUCUUGCAUUUGUGGAGAGAAGAGAUUAGCAUGAUGCUUCCCGACACGUCAACGGAAGACAAUGCGGAGGAGGUGCUCGAAGUCGCUCUGAGGACCCAGCUCGGGCAGCUCAGCGCUCUUUCUACAUCAUUGUGCAGCCAGGCUACAACCAUAUUAUCCAGGCGGUGUUGCGAUUCUCUGUUGCCCGUUCGGUCUAUUCCUUCGCAGUUCAGAGCAAUGUCCAACAAACGUUUGCCCUCCGAAGCAAGUUACUUCGUACCCACCAUCCUUCGUCCGGUAAAGAGCUUCUUCGGAAUCAGCACUGGCGGCGGUCCUGGGGGACGCCUCAAGGAGGAAAUGUUGAGGGAUGUCUCGACUGAUGUAGUGGAAAGUGUCUGCCAGCGGUACAUACAGUACUUGACUGCGAUGAAGAAGACCGAGGAAUCCCUACGACGGCUGAAGAAAGGGAAAAAGUCGACAUUAUCUAUCUUCGGAUCCACUGCUGGAAAAGAUGACGGAAAGGAUGAGGAACGCAUCCGUGCGCAGAUGAUACUCGACGUCGAAGCGUUCAAGACAGAAGGCGAGGCCCUAGGAGUUGAUUUGCAAUCCAUGGACAGUUUCAUAGUCCUGGAUCAGAUGGUCCGAGCCGAGCUGGCUGAUGGUGAUCUCUAACCCUUUAUGUUGUCGAGGCGGUAAUUUCAA